CCAACGCAGGCGCGUACGCGCGUACUUUCGGAACGGAUACGUCUUUGGCUUUGCUUGGUUUCGUCCACAAUUGUCAUAGAGAUCAGUGUCGUCCACGUACUAUGAGAAGCGGCAACUCUUCAGAUAGCGGCCAUUUUACACCUCCGGCCCCCUCCAAAAAGAAAAAAAGUAUAUACAAGCUCGUUGAAUACAGCAUGGGAAUGUACCUACAUCGUUGGAAAGUACUAAGGGUAAUCAUUUUGCUUUCUGGAAAAAAAUGUGUUUUACACCUGGCCGCUGGAAAUUGGAAUUAAAAAAAAAAUGCUGCAAGCAAAAAACGCAACUAAUUUCUACGUGUGUUUCUUAGUAUAUUAUUUAUGAUGUUAUGUUAUGUAUUAAGACCAAUGAGAAAUACACAAAGGUCUUUUUUUUACUUUCUUUUUAGUAUCUACUGGUUGUUUGGUGAUCUACUGAUAUGUAUGGGGCCCAUCUACUGACUUCGAUUUUUUUUUUCCAUCUGGUAACGCUGGUCCAGCAUUUGCUGGCACUGCUCGCAGCGCGUGGAGGGCUGUCACGGCUUCACUUUACGUUGGCUGCGCUCAUGUGGAGUGGCCGCGUGGGCACCUGCUUCGGUUCCCCGUCCUGACCACGUUGUCCCCACUCACGGGGUGUGGCCGUGUGGACACUUGCUUCGGUUUCCCGUCCUGACUAACGAAACAGCCACUGCAGAGCAUCACAUCCGAGCGACGUCGUACGCAUCCAAAGAUGCCAGGUGUCCGAUACUUCCGGUGCCCAAGGUGUGCGUCCCACAUUUUUUCGUUGAGGGCACUAUUCAGGCACUUUCACUCAGUUCAUGGGUACGAAAGCAACUGGGUGUGCGGCCUAAGUGGCUGCAUGCGGACAUUGAAACUCUUCGCUUCCUAUAAAAAACAUGUGUACAGAAAUCACCCUGGAUCAGUCGAAAGAGAAAGAGCCGUGGGAGCGAAUGAACUGGUGGAUGCAGCACCGAGUGUUGGGGAUGCCUUUCAAAGUGAUGACGUUGGUGUACAGAGUAAUCCGGACGCAGAAGAAAGGCAAGAGGAGCUGCGUACAGAGACUUCACAAGUGUGUGAAUCCACCCAGGGUCCAAGCGGCUGUGUAAAGCAGCUGGCUCUCCUUCUUCUCAAGUGGAAAGAGGGAAGGCGACUUCCAGAAUCAACCUUAGAUGAAAUCACAAAUGAUGUGAUUUCUUUCGUAAAAUCCAUUUUGGAACAUAAACAACUCCAGCUCAACAACGAGGUGGCCGCCAACGUGAGGGAGCUAUUCUGUGUUGACGAACUGGACCGGCUACUGACGACAGCUGGCCGGAACGCGUUCUGGAGGACACAUCUUCCACUUGUUGAGCCCCGUACAGUAGUGCUAGGAACCAACAGCAAUGGAAAAGACGACACCAUGGAGUAUGUGCCGCUCUGUGAUCUCCUCACGUGUAUCCUUGAACAUCCAACCUUAUCGGGUGACUUUAAUGCUUACACAAAGGUUGACAACCAUAUGUGUUCUGUGUUUGAUGGCAGUGCAUUUCGCGACCAUGCCUACUUUGAAGGUGACCAUCACAAAAUCUGCCUGCAGUUAUAUACUGAUGAAUUUGAGGUGUGCAACCCUUUGGGCAGCAAAAGAGGAAAGCAUAAGAUGACCGCCGUGUAUUUCUCAGGGCUGAAUUUUCCUGCAAGGUUCCGCUCUGCGCUAUCAGGAAUGCACCUGGCACUUUUAGUGAAUGACCACCAUGUGGACUCCUAUGGUCUGCCUAAGAUUCUUGCACCUUUGCUUGAGGAUGUGAGCAGAUUAGAAACUGAAGGCAUAGUUGCAAACGGAAAAGUGAUGAGAGGGUCAGUCUUUGUUUUGACUGGGGAUAAUCUGUCGAGCCAUAGAAUGGGAGGCUUUAAACGUAGUUUCAACAAAGGUAGGAUUUGCAGGUUCUGCAUGGCCGUGCACUGUGAAAUCAACUACAAGCACCUGGAGACCGAUUUCGUGCUGCGCACACCGGAAGGUCACGAGCAUCAUAUGAACAUGUUGAAGGCUGGACUGCCAACUGCAUCAUUGUAUGGGGUCACUGCAGCUUGUGCUCUUACAUGCCAGGGGUUCAAUGCCACACAGCAUUUUCCGCCUGACGUUAUGCACGACUUGCACGAGGGUGUUAUACCAUUUGCACUAAGACACAUCAUUUCUUCCUUAAUAUAACAAGGACUUUUUACUCUUGCACAGUUAAACAAGGAAAUUAGUGAGUGGAAUUAUGACCCUUGUGAUGCGCGAAAUAAGCCAGAGCCUAUUUCUAGUGAAUUUCUUAAAGGAAAGGCAACCAUGAAAGGAUCAGCCACGCAGGUCUUUUGCCUAUUUCGUCAUCUAACC
Ixodes scapularis (black-legged tick) is the source of this 2361-nucleotide messenger RNA. RefSeq lists its product as uncharacterized. The transcript has 2 exons. The coding region runs from base 745 to 2193 and encodes 482 amino acids. NCBI's taxonomy places the organism in Eukaryota, Metazoa, Arthropoda, Arachnida, Ixodida, Ixodidae. The record is from RefSeq and is a predicted model, not a curated record.